Helianthus annuus (common sunflower) is the source of this 2665-nucleotide messenger RNA. RefSeq lists its product as uncharacterized. Lineage: Eukaryota; Viridiplantae; Streptophyta; Magnoliopsida; Asterales; Asteraceae. The transcript is spliced from 3 exons. The coding region runs from base 329 to 2161 and encodes 610 amino acids. The record is from RefSeq and is a predicted model, not a curated record.
UCUCUCCAAAGGCAUUCCCCCCCCCCCCCUCUCUCUCUCUCUCUCUCUCUCUCUCACACACACACACACACACAAACACUCACUGAUGAGUUCACUUUUGUUAUGUGUUUGAUUAUUAGUAUUCAUUGUGUUUCCCCCUUUUACUCACACCCACAUCUAAUUUACCUACAUUGUGAUUGCACUUGAAGAUCUUUAUGAAGUGAGUGAAAAUGUGUUUUGGGAGACUUAGGGUUUACUCUUUAAGAUCUGGUGGGGUACUGCCAGAUCUCCAAACAAUCAUUGCUGCUUAAGUUGCCUUCAAAUGCAAGAGUAUAUUGCAGAUCUGUAGAUGGGUCAAGAUUUGAAUUUAAAUUUGGAAUUUGAGAAGUAUUGUGUGGUAGAUGGAAGCCCUAAAACGGUUCUUCGAUCGCCUCGGCAUUCGAAUAUCGAAAAGAAAAAGGUUAGAAAGAUACCCAAGUCCCGAAACGACGUGUUCUUGAGUCAAAAUGAAGAAUUUACGGAAAUCAGCUUCAAUCGUUAUCGUAGUGCUUCGUGUCGGUCUGCUCCAUCGAUUAAGUUAGCAGCGAAUGAAGCACCGAGAAGGGGUUCGGUGUAUCAAAGCUCGAAAGAAUUAGGUAGAAUGAGCAGAAUUAAAGAAAAUGAAACUGAAGGUAGGAAAAAGAUUGCGGUUUCGAGAAAAAAACCAGCUCCGUUUUCGCUUGAGAUAGUCGAGUCGUUGUGUAGUUCGGAUGAAGAUAAUAGCUCGUUAGUUUCGUUUGCAAGUUCGAUCAAGAAGGAGAAUCUUUCAAGUAAAAUCCCUUUGAACAAAUCUUUAUCUGCUAAAUUAGAAAUGCCUCAUUCGCCAGCCAAAACCGAAAGGUCCGAAAGCGAAUCAUCCAAAUGCACAAGUCCCAAAACUCGUUUUAGUCCUUUUCGAAAAAUGUUUGACCCGUUCACAAAGUCAAAGUCGCAUAAAAGUCCUUUGGGCUCUGCCGUUGAAGAACCUAACGUACCAACAUCGGUUAACAAACGGAAUGUUACUUUACGAAAGUCGUUGCUAAAUGAUUUCUCUAACACCGAAGGUGAUUCUCGUGACUCUCAGUCGCUGAAGAAAGAUUCUUGUAGUUCGAUCGCGUCGUCAUCUUCUUCGCCAGCUCACCUAAGCGGGUCCCUAAAGCUGAGGAACAAAAACGGGGUACCGUAUUUUGAAUUUUCGGUUAGAAAUCCACAUGAUGUUUGGGUGGCAAAGAAAUGGAACACGGGUGACGGUUUCAAUUGGGUGUAUACGUUUCACAUGGCUCAAAACAGACGAAAAAGUAACGUUAGCGGUCGAGGAUCUAAAGAUCAUAGAAGUAAAGAGUUUCAAAUGUUGGCCCAAAUGCAGGUGUCUUGUUAUUUAUGUACAGAAAUUAUAAAUUCGGAAGCGUUUAACAACUCUAUGCUCACAGAGUUUGUGUUAUACGAUCUUUUACGCCAAAGACAAUCUGUUACACAAGAAGAGUCAAAUGAGGUUGUUGAUCAAGCAAAAGUCAACGGUCAAAGUAAUACGCCCAUUUCAAAUCCAUGGCCCGUUGCAGAUUUACAUCCGGACCUUGAAUCUGCAGCCAUUGUGUUACAGGAGAGAAAAACCGACUCGGGUCAUCUAACCCCGACUGAAGUUAGCGUCGUGAUCCCUUCGGGUAACCAUGGGUUGCCGAGUGAUGAAAGUCAAAGGGUCAAACCGUUGCUUGACAGGUGGAGAUUAGGCGGUGGUUGCGAUUGUGGCGGGUGGGAUAUGGGUUGUCCGCUCGUUGUUUUCGGCAAACGAGAUGAAUCCGGGAACAAGAACCAUGUGGAAAUUUUCUUGAAGGGAACGAAAGAGAAUACACCAGCGUUGACCAUGAAGUUGACCGAGGAGGGGCAGUAUGCGGUUGAUUUUCAUGCGAAACUAAGCUCACUACAAGCGUUUUCCAUAUGUGUUGCUAUAUUGCAUGGUACGGAAGCCUCAAUUGCCAUCGGUGGUGAAGUGAAUAAUAGACAGGUGUUGCAAUGUGAUUCCUUACGAGUUUUCAUUGAGGAUGAAGUCAAACACUUGAUUGAGGCUGUGGCCGAGGGUGAGAAAAUACGAUCAAGUAAGAAUGUUGAUGAAAUCCCGCCUACUUUUGUAGUUAACCCACCGUUUUCUCCAAUGUCACGCGCAUGAAUCCCUCCCUAAAAUGGGAGCUCAUUUGUUGUUUGGUAGCUUGAUAGAGAAGAGGUUGACUUUUCACUUUUUAGACCAUUGUGUUUGACUUCUUGUAGCAAAUAAAAUAAACCAUGGUUCUUGUGAAAAUGCAAAAGAGGAAGAACUACACCUUUCGGUUCUUCCAACCUAUGGUGUUCUUUCUAGUAUUUUCAGUUCACAAGAAAUGCAGUUUAAUUUAUCUUGACCAAAAAGUCAAACCUAUGCUGCAAGAUUUUGGGAGGUCAAAAUGAAGAGAAAUCAGAUGUUUGGUAUACGUCUUUUCUUCGAUGGUUUUAGUAUGUUAGGUUCAAUUCGGGGGCGCGGAAGAGGGCAAAUUGUUUAUAUUGUUGGGGGGAAAGUAGUGAUAUUAAUUUCUUUUAAGAGAUUGUAGUGUAUUUUUUUCUUUUGUAAUUUAUAUGUGUGGCUGUCGUUUUUGGUGGAAUAGAUGAACUGGAAUUUUCCAGAAAAAAAAGAUAUAUCCCA